AUGUCACGCAAAGGAGUAGGUCUUGCGGCCUUUGAUCGCUCGAGAAUAACAUCUGCCCAAUAUGCAUCCCAUGGAAAUAAUCUUCGCAGUUCCCAUUCGACAUCCCUUGCUACCCAGCUCUCGGUCUUCCGCUCUCUCCUUCAGCAGUUCGCCCAGACCCAUGCCAAAGACAUCCGUUCAAACCCCAGCUUCCGUGCAGAAUUUGCCCGUAUGUGUUCAGCUAUCGGGGUAGAUCCGUUAGCAAGCAGUAGUGGGGCUGGAGGCAAAGAUGGAGGCGGGAGUUUCUGGGCACAGCUGCUAGGUGGAAGCGUGAAUGACUUCUAUUUCGAGCUGGCCGUAAGAGUUGUCGAAGUCUGUGGGGCAACAAGAGAGGAAAAUGGUGGACUUAUUGGUGUUAAGGAAGUCCGGGAUAGGAUCAUGAGCACCAGAGCUGAGGGAAGUACCGAGAUCACAGAUGAUGAUGUCCUCCGUGCUGUUGGUACUUUGAAACCUCUCGGGUCUUCCUACUCUACCCUUAGGGUCGGCCACAAAGUCUACAUCCGCUCUGUGCCCAAGGAGCUCAACAUCGAUCAAAGUGCGGUGCUGGAGGCAGCGCAGGUACUCGGCUACGUUAGCGUAUCAAUGCUGAUGUUAAAUCUGCGCUGGCCAAGAGCCAGGGCAAAAACCGCCGUCGAUGAUCUUGUUUCAGGGGGUAUGCUCUGGGUAGAUCAGCAGUGCGAAGAAUGGGAGUAUUGGAGUCCUGGAUUUAUGCUCGACGCUGAAGAAAGAGCCAGUGGGCAGUGGUUGGAAUGGGAUACCCAGGAAAAGAUCCUAUCGAAGGAGACCGCGGACCCAACACCCUCUAAUCUCUUCGGGCCUGCCCGCCAAUCAUAA
Messenger RNA from Drepanopeziza brunnea f. sp. 'multigermtubi' MB_m1, 873 nucleotides. RefSeq lists its product as uncharacterized. NCBI's taxonomy places the organism in Eukaryota, Fungi, Ascomycota, Leotiomycetes, Helotiales, Drepanopezizaceae. Gene Ontology annotation, cellular component: ESCRT II complex. Gene Ontology annotation, biological process: protein transport to vacuole involved in ubiquitin-dependent protein catabolic process via the multivesicular body sorting pathway. The record is from RefSeq and is a predicted model, not a curated record.